GCAGUGGAUGAAUUUACGACUCAAUGCGAUCAAGGAGAUGAAUAACCAGUAUAAGAGUAGUUGUCAGCUUUGUAAUGCGGGGUAUGUUAUCGGAAGGCGCCUGAAUAUAUAUCUCCAACAUACGCAAUCCAGAUACACAUAUAUAUUUAAAUUAUAAAAUGACAGCAAACAUCCUCCUCGUCGGCUCCGGCGGAGUAGGCACCAUCGCAGCGCUCAAUCUCGAAGCAGGCGGACUCGCCUCAGUGACUGCAGUGCUGCGCAGUAAUUAUAGCAAAGUCACCACCGACGGCUUCCACAUCAAGUCCAUCGACCACGGCGAGAUUACGCACUGGAGGCCGUCUGAAAUAUUGAAUAAAAUCCCCCACUACAGCAACAAGCAUUUUGAUUAUAUCGUCGUAACAACAAAAAACAUCGCCGAUACAACCCCCACAACAGCAGAGCUUAUUGCCCCCGCUGUAACGCCAGGAAAGACAGUUAUAGUACUGAUUCAAAACGGUCUGAAUAUUGAGAAGCCGCUGUUCGAGAUAUUCCCGCAGAAUGUCGUCCUUUCUGGUGUCUCUCGCGUGGACUCGCACGAGAUUGCCUCGGGUGUUAUCGAGCAGGUCGACCAUGACCGGUUGAUAAUCGGGGCGUUUAGAAAUCCAACGCCAAAUCUGAACAUCGAGUCUGGUGUUGAUAAUGAGACAGAUGCAGACGCAGCAGCGCGCCAUUUCGUACAGAUAUACAGCGCAGCAGGUAAGACGGACUGCAGGUAUGUACCAGCGGAAGAGGUCCCCUUCUACCGAUGGCAGAAACUCGUCUACAAUGCAUGCAUGAACACCAUCUGCGCUAUAACAGGUCUCGACACGGGACGGAUUCAGUUGGCAGAAGGCGCCGUGGAAAAUCUUGUCAGGCCGGCUAUGAAUGAGAUUGUGGCUGCUGCUGCUGCAGUGGGCGUGCGGCUUCCGGCAGAUAUUGUGGAUAAGAUGAUUGCCAUUGAUCCUGUUACUGCUUAUUUGAGGCCGAGUAUGUUGGAGGAUGUGGGAAGGGGAAAUCUGACUGAGUUUGAGAAUAUCCUGGGAGAGCCGUUGCGAGAGGGUACAGCGCGGGGCGUGAGUAUGCCCACGGCCACCUUCCUAUAUCAUACUCUCAAGGCCAUUCAGUGGAGGGUCAAGGAGGAGAAGGGGAUGGUUACAAUCCCGUCGAGGAAUGUUUAGUAGUUUAACUGCUGAAAAUCCGUUGAAUCUGGCAUAGAUGUAUAGAUCCUAAGGUAUCUCAUUAAAUCACCUUCCAUGGUCCUCGGGGUAGUCAUGGGCCUACCACCUCCAAUCAUGGCAAUAUGGGAUGAAGCAGCGCCCAUCGGCCCUGAAAGAGCCUAACAAC
Molecule: messenger RNA, 1362 nt
Organism: Aspergillus versicolor CBS 583.65
Lineage: Eukaryota; Fungi; Ascomycota; Eurotiomycetes; Eurotiales; Aspergillaceae
Product: ketopantoate reductase family protein
Exons: 3
Coding region: 159-1196 (345 amino acids)
Biological process (GO): pantothenate biosynthetic process
Cellular component (GO): cytoplasm
Molecular function (GO): 2-dehydropantoate 2-reductase activity
Source: RefSeq, a predicted model, not a curated record